AUGACUGGUAGAUACGUCGCAUUCGACAAAGUGUUUUCGUCUCUAUUUUAUCGCAUGCUUUGGCUCGCCGGCAUCGAGGAACCACGCUCCUUCGCAACUGAGGCUGAUAUCGAGAAGAUUACGCAAGGCUACAUGGAGCUUGAGCCAAGACCUGACCUCAAGGAGUGUUUUGAUAAGCUUCGAGCAGCGGGAUUCACGGUGCGUGGUCUGACAGCUGGGGACUUCGACAGAGUGCUUGGAUACUUUGAUAAGGCGGGUAUUGAGUUUCCAAAGGAGCACCUGAUGUCCUGUGACUCAUUUGGAGUGGGUAAGCCGGACCUCAAGGCAUAUGCCUCGACUUUUGAGGAGUUGAAGGGAGCAAAGGAGCUUUGGUUCGCUGCGGCCCAUAUGUGGGACGUGAGCUCAGCUAAGCAAGUCGGAUUCAAGAGUGCCUAUUGUUCUGUGCUGGAAAAAGAGACCUGUGUUGACAUCUUUGGGGAGAUGGAUGUCAUGUCGGAUACUCUGAGCGAGAUGGCAGAUAAGAUUAUCCAAGCCUCUUCUUAA
Fusarium musae is the source of this 543-nucleotide messenger RNA. RefSeq lists its product as uncharacterized. The transcript is spliced from 2 exons. Lineage: Eukaryota; Fungi; Ascomycota; Sordariomycetes; Hypocreales; Nectriaceae. Bases 1 to 543 code for a protein of 180 amino acids. The record is from RefSeq and is a predicted model, not a curated record.